Molecule: messenger RNA, 7844 nt
Organism: Sabethes cyaneus
Lineage: Eukaryota; Metazoa; Arthropoda; Insecta; Diptera; Culicidae
Gene: kto
Product: mediator of RNA polymerase II transcription subunit 12
Exons: 9
Coding region: 200-7705 (2501 amino acids)
Biological process (GO): regulation of transcription by RNA polymerase II
Cellular component (GO): mediator complex
Molecular function (GO): transcription coactivator activity
Source: RefSeq, a predicted model, not a curated record
UUUUCAUGUUGGUUGGAUAAAAAGGUUGGAUCGUUGCAUCGCUUUUAUCAACUUUAUUAAGUCGAUAGGCAAUAUUAAAUUGCCGCAAAACAAUAAAAUGGUAAUAUAAGUGGUGAACAUCCGAGUAAAAUCCAUUAAACAAUAUGAAUAACAUUUAUGGAUAGCUACUAAGAUUAAAGGUAACUCUUGAAAGGAUUAAAUGUGGGAGAAGAUGAAUAUGCGGCCGCUGAAAAGGCCCCGGCUGGGCCCCCCAGAUGUCUAUCCACAGGAAGCGAAACAACGGGAAGAUGAACUGACCUCGACUCACGUCAAGCAUGGAUUUGCUACCGAGCAUAAAUUGUCGGAGGAGUUUGGAACGGCUCGGAAUUGUAAUGUUACUGCUAGUAAAGUAGGGGCAUAUUUCAAUGCUAUAUUGGCGAGAAAGGAAGAGCUCAUGACACUUCCGGAUUCCGGCAGAAAGAAACAGCAAAUCAAUCCGAAGGAUAACUUUUGGCCAGUCACAGCUAGAAAUAAGGCUACCCUGGAUACGUGGUUUAAAGACUUGGCCGGUACAAAGCCGCUCAGCAGCUUAGCCAAGAAAGCACCAAGUUUUAACAAGAAGGAAGAAAUUUUUUCUAUGCUUUGCGAGAAUCAAGUUACAAUGCAAAGAGCAGCAUGGUUUAUAAAACUAAGUUCCGCUUAUACAGUUGCUGUUUCUGAAGCUAAAAUAAAAAAACGUCAAAUGCCUGAUCCGGCUACGGAGUGGACUGGAACACUGAUUAAAUUUAUGAAAGACUUAAUACCGAAAUUGCAUGAACAUUACUAUCAAGGACCGGUACAAGAGAAAAGCUCUAGCAUAGGUGGGCCGCAAGGAGCUACGGGUGGAAUGACACCGAACUCCAGUAUGAACGCUAACCCUCCGACAAUUCCACCCCCACUUUCAAGUCCUGCUGGUAGUCUUCAUAGUCCAGCUGGUUCAAGUUUAGGAGGAGGCGGUCCGCAGCAGAACCAACCAGCUACUUCGCCACAGGAGGAACAAAAGUUGGCUUAUAAACAGUGGAAUUAUUGCACCCAACUUUGCAAGUAUAUGUACGAAGAGGGACUGCUUGACAGAGCUGAGUUCCUCAACUGGGUUUUAGAUUUGCUGGACAAGAUGAAAUCAUCACCUGCGUGCGAUGAUGGAAUUUUGAAAAUCUACCUUCCUCUAGCUAUGCAGUAUUUAUCGGAUUUUGUACAAUCGGAGCGCUACUGUCGUCGCUUAGCAUAUGCGGUUUGUAAGAAGCUGGCUCAUCUGAUCAACUUUAUGGCCGACAGUCAAAAUAUCAAUUUGGCUAAUCCAGAACCGGUGCACGUCGAAAAAGAAGGAUUGGAACGCAAAGAUAAAUCUGACAAAAGCUCAAAAGAUGCUGAGCUAAAGUCUGACCCGGCCGCACUUAACAUAAAUCCGUUUGACACUAUUUUCGCAGAAUACAUGAACUGUUCGCAUCAUCACGACCUGUUGCUUCAACUGUCCUCUAUCAUACAGGUCAUUACACUUGAAUGUCCUACGGCUCUGGUGUGGUGUGGCAUCGGCGAGACUCGUUCUUCCUCGGUUCUUACUGGUAGUCCGUUGGAUCAUCUACCGAUUGCUCCGUCCGCAUUGCCAAUGCCUUCUCGGUGUGAGAAAUCCAACAAAGAAACGCGAGAAAGGCUAAUGGAGGCUGAAGAAAGCAUUAAACUACGUUCACGCCAUGCCGAGUCCCGAUGGUGUGUCGACAAAUGGCAAACGGCAACGGGGAAUGCAAGUCUGAAAAUACUGGCAGUUUUGGAUGCACUCGAUGGGCAUUGCUUCGAUAGAAUGGAUUCCAACAAUUCACUGGACACGUUGUAUCAGAAAAUAUUUCCUCCUUUGCAGCUACAAAAGGAGCCGGCAAGUGCGGGUGCAGCUGGUGCGGGGCCAGCACCUGAGGGGAAAGACGGCACCGGAAGGCUGUUGGAUUAUAAUGCGGAUCAAGAUGGAUCAAUUGUUAAGAUAUUGUGCGAAUGGGCAGUUUCCUGGCAACGUUGGGGUGAGCAUCGAGCAAUGGCUGUGGCAUGGCUGCUAGACAAAAGGCAGAGUGAAGUACUUAAUACGUACGAGAAUGAGAAUGGUAACAAUAACAACUUAAACGACGAUAAGGAUUCUGUGAUAUCCGGAGGAGGUCCUGGGAAUGGUCAACAAAUUUUCCAAAAUAUUCUGAUGAAUUUUCUCGAUAAUGAUGCCCCGAUUUUGGAGGAACACGGAACGCAGCAGAAUAGAAGUCAGUUUACCAAUUUAGUUCACCUGUUUAAUGAAUUGAUUCGGCACGAUGUAUUUUCACACGAUGCCUACAUGUGCACGUUGAUUUCCAGAGGAGAUUUGUUGACCGGAACCGGAAUGUCGUUAAUAGAAACCCAACCUAGUUGCAACACGGGUCUAGGUACUGGUCCAAUCUCCAACAAACCAGCUACUUCGUCACCGAACAUCAAUCAGGGCCUUGAUGAAGAUGUUAUUCAGAAUGAUUUUAAAGCUAAAUUGGAAGACCUCGAUGAUUCAAAUGUUGACGAUGAUUUAGAUAAACUUUUGCAGCACAUCAAAGAGGACCAGCAGAAUUCGAUGGAUGCUCCUGAUAGUCCUAAGGAUCCUGAACAAUCGGCAGCUCAGGUGAAUCCUACGAGCAGUAAGACCGAAUCUUCCAGUCGACAUUUCUUGUAUACGGAACAUUUUCCGCUCUGCCAGGAUGAUCCGAUAACACAGCAUGAUUGCAAUCAAAGGUAUAUAUUAUUGUAUGGCGUCGGAAAGGAGCGCGAUGAUAAAAAGCACGCCGUAAAGAAGAUGGCCAAAGAGAUAUGUAAACUGUUUUCGAAGAAGUUUAGCAUCGAUGUGGCUGAAGGAGGUAAAGUAAAGAAACAUUCCAGAAACGAAUUCAAUUUCGAGGCAACGUCGAACAAGUGCCAGUCGAUGUCCUACUUUGAUCAGCACAUGGUGACUUGGCAGUGCGCUGUACAAGUACAGGAAAUGUUGAACAGCUUUGCUCUUGGAAACAGUAACUACCUUCCGGUACAGGAACAUGUGGCUUUUUUGUUCGAUUUGAUGGAAUCGGCUUUUAACAUUUACGGUCUGAUCGAUACGUGCAUUCAAAUUCUGAAGGAACUUCCGGAAGUGGAGCUACAAAUCAGUAAAAAUUCUGGACUCGUUAAAAGUUACACCACUUCUCUCAGCUUGUACGUGGUGGGUGUUCUGAGGCGCUAUCACUGCUGUUUGUUGCUAUCGGCCGAACAAACGACUGCCAUUUUCGAGGGCCUAUGUCGAAUCGUCAAGCAUGUAACGAAUCCAAGCGACUGCAGUUCAGCCGAACGUUGUAUUCUGGCCUAUUUGUAUGAUCUGUAUUCUGCAUGCUCUUCGUUGAAAACUCGUUCCCAGCAGGAACCAUUCCACAAUGCUUAUCCUAAGAUAAAGCAAGCACUGUAUGCACCGCUUCAGCCGACUCCUUCGGCACACACAUACAAUCCGCAGUUCAUGGUAGAUGUUAUCACAAACCCACGGCGUGGUGGAAAAAUCGAGCCGGCAUGGGUCCGCCAAUUAAAUGAAUCUCCUUCCAAUCGGUACAGUUUUGUGUGCAAUGCUGUUGUGGCUGUUACGCGAGAUAUCGAUAAUGACACGCUGAACGAUAUCGCUGCAAUGUGUGCCGAAUUGACCGCAUGUUGCAAUGCCCUCAGUACCGAGUGGCUAGGAGUUCUUAUCGCUUUAUGCGGUUCUAGCAAGGAUGCCGGUUAUUAUGUGGACGUCAUCACACAGGUCGAUAUUCUCAAUACUAACAUUCACAAUGCACUGUCCGUUUUUACUAGCAUCUUAGUCGCACGGCACUGUUUUUCACUGGAAAACUUUGUUGCUCAUGUAGCUUUGCCGGCUUUGGUUCAGGCUUGUAAAGGGCGAAGUGAAACUACUCCGGAGAUAGAAGCUGGAGCUCGGUUAUCGUGUCACCUUUUGCUGCGGUUGUUCAAGACCAUCGAGUGUCCCCAACCGGGACUGUAUUCCGUAAGCACAUCGCCCAAUCCGAUUACAACCGCCGGUCAGGUGCACAAUAUAAAGCUGAGUUGCGAUCGUCAUUUACUGGCAGCGGCUCACAAGAACAUUGGCGUUGCCCCGGUUCUGGCUGUGUUGAAGGGAAUUCUCGUGGUUGGCGAUGCCACUGCACAGAAGGCAACAACAUCGAUCUUUGGAAGUGGUAAACGGAGCGGACUCAACACACCGGUUCAUCCGGGCAGUACUCCGAAGCAUGCCGGCGACUUGAGCCAUAUUUUAGGAACCAGUGAUUUGUCGAUCCUGGGCAAUACGGACGACAACAUGCUGGAUCUAACGAUGAUUGAUUUAGGACAACUCUCGCCGACCACUUGUUCGCGGUUGGUCAUGGCUAACGGCAGGCAAACGAAUGCGACCCAGGACAGCACCACGAGCCUGUCGGACUUUGCUCAGCACGUUUUGCGCCAAAUUUGCUCCCAGGAAUGGGUUCUGGAACGCUGCCUGCAGAAUGCCGACGAGCUGUGCCAGCAGGGGUACCUGAUCGACAACAUGCUAACGGCGAAACAGGCCCAACGACUGCUGCACAUGAUUUGCUAUCCGGAGAAUGAAUCCAACCUGAUCGCCGAUAUGGAUCAGAAAGCUAUUAUUGUUCGAAUUUUGGAAAAUUUGGAGCAAUGGUCAUUGCGGAUUUCCUGGCUUGAUUUACAGCUAAUGUUUAAACAGACCAACUGCAGCUCUCCGGAACUAUCCAACUGGUUGGAUAUGGUGGCACGGGCAGCAAUCGACGUGUUUCAAGUGCACGAAUGCAACAACAUGGAAGCGUUCAGUGGCAAUGCCAGGAACGACAAAAUGAAGCCGUCGAUUUGGUUGGUUGCCCCUCUGGUAGCCAAAUUACCAAGUGCAGUUCAAGGAAGGAUUCUGAAAGUAGCCGGACAAGUGCUCGAAAGUACAAAUAUGUUCAGCAAAUCGAAGGACACCGGCGGCGGAAAUAACAGCAGCAUCGGUAGUCAGGGUGGCAACAGUAACAGUUCUAUCAGUUCAAAUGGAAGCGUAAUGGCCAACAAGCAGAGUUCGCAGCUUAACCAUCAUCCAUUUCUGGGAUUGGUUUUGACCUGUUUGAAGGGACAGGAUGAACAAAAGGAGGGACUUUUGCAGAGUCUUUACUCCCAGUUGUCUCAGUUUUUGCAAAAUCGAGAUUUAGAGACUGUUGGAGGAAUCGAAGAUCCACUAGGAUUUGAAAAAAUGUUGGAUGCUCUGCAGCUACGCUAUUCGCUGGUCGGUGGUAUGUUUGAUGCAAUCCAGAAGAACUCGACUUCCACCAGCGAUUGGGCCAUUCUAUUUGCCCAACUGAUCAGCCAGGGAGUGAUUGAUUUAAGCAACAAUUCGGAACUGUUCACGACUACACUGGACAUGUUGGCAACGUUGAUCCAUUCAACACUAAUCUCGGACAGUCAAUCCGAACGCGAUGAAACCAAGAAGCAGUAUACUAAUUUAAUGAAAAAGCUCCGUAAAGAGCUGGGCGACAGGAAUAACUCUUCAAUUAAAUACGUCCGCCAAUUGCUGCCGCUAGCAAAGCAAACCUGCGAGGUGAUUGCUUGUGAGCCCGCGGGAAGCUCAACGGACGCAAAGGGUAAUAAAAUUAGCAUUGACAGUAUCGAGAAGAAGCAUGGUCUUCGAUUGGCAGAUAAACAGCGCGUUAGCGUUUGGGACUUACUUGAAGGUCAUAAAAACCCGGCUCCUCUCUCGUGGGCUUGGUUUGGAGCGGUUAAAAUAGAACGCAAACCAUUGGCAUACGAGGAAACGCAUCGACUGUUGAAAUAUCACACUCACAGCUUAGUGAAACCCAGCAGUUAUUACUAUGAACCAUUGCCGCUGCCACCAGAAGACUUGGAACCUGUGCCCGACAAACUGAAAGAUGACAUGAAGGCCGAUACUCCAACGUCCGAUCAAUCGCCUGCUCCUGCCGGCAAGAAGGGUAAAUCUCAAGCCCGAAAACGAAAACCAAAAGGUGCAGCUCAAGCACCUCAGUGUCAGCAACCGGCUGGACAAGCACAUGGCAUGACAGGCCAACAGCAAGCUAUAGGGCAGCAGGGUUUACAAGCCGGCCAACAACAACCAAAUCAAGGGCAGCAACAACAGCAACAGCAGCAGGUUUCUAUGACACCGCAGCAAACGAUGCAGCAAUUGCAGAACGCCAAUCUCGGCCAAAUGACCAUGGGAGGUCAAAUGGGUCAGCUGAAUUUGCAACACAUGCAGCAACAGCAAUAUCAACAGCAGAAUCAGGGUCAAAUGAUGGCUCAGCAAAUGGCUCAACAGCAGGGAAUGGGUCAGCAAGGUCUAGGCCAGGGUCAGGGAGCAGGAAUGGGAUCAAUGAUGGGGGGACCGCAACAACAACAACCCGGCCCCAACCAGAUGGGAUUUGUAGCAACUGGUCCCGGAGGUGGUGUCAAUCCUAUGGCUGCUCAAAUGGGAGGACAGGGAGCAGGUGCUGGCAGCAAUCAACAAUGGGGUGGGUAUAAUCCCAUGCAACAACAACAACAGCAACAACCGCAAAUGUUCUACAAUCAGGGCAUGGGCCAGCCCUCAAUGAGUCGGUUUGAUCGACCGCAAUUGAGUACCAACCCAACGAAGCAGGUUUUGUCCAAUAUGCUACGAUCUCGUGUACCGAUGGGAGGAGCCAAUCCUGCAGCAGCUGGUUUUAUACAGCAACAAGCACGUUCCCAGCAACCAUUCAUGCGUGGACCCCUUCGUCCUGGAUUGCCCAAUCAAAUGAUUGCAGGUGGCAUGGGUACGGGCGCUGGCGGUACAAUGAUGGGAUCAGGUGGAAGCAUGAUACAGACCAACAUGUUGAAUCAGCAAAAUCCUGCUCUUGUAGCUCAAGGAAUGAGUGCUGGCAUGGGAAAUGCCGGAAUGAAUACUGGAGGAAUGAUGGGGCAAGCUGGAGGCAAUGCUGCUGCUGCUGGUAUGAAUAAUCCUAGCAUGAUGGGAAUGCAAAAUAUGUCACAAGCUGGAAACAUGAAUGCUGCCAUGGUGAAUCAAGGUAUGAAUCCAGCGAUGGCAAAUACAGGCAUUGCUGGCGGUGGAAUGAUCGGUCAAAAUGGAGCAAGUGCCAAUUCUGGAGGAAUGGGGAACCCAGCAAUGAUGGGAAUUCAAAAUAUGCAGCAGGGUGGACUUCAAUCUGGGAUGUUUCAGGGCCAGGGAGGUCCUUAUCAAAGCAUGAAUCAAAAUUAUCAAAAUUAUGGUAAUCAGGGCAUAGGUCAGCAAGGCGGUCAAGGUAUGAUCGGAAAUUUCAAUCAAUUGGGGCAACAGCAAAGAAGCACGCAAGAGUAUAUUGCCCAGCAGAGAGCUUUGGCAGCCCGGGGAGGUCAAUAUGGACAGCACGCUCCCAAUGUCACGAUGAACAAUAUGGUCAAUCAGGGUGCCGUACCACCUUAUCCCAGACAGGGAGGUAAACCAGGAGCCACUGCAGCACAAACACAGCAGCAGUUCCAACAACAGCAAAGGCUACGGCAGCAAAUGAUGAUGCAGCAACAACAACAGCAAGGGCUGGCACAGCAGGGCAAUUCCCAAGGUAUGGUUCAAAACCAGGGCCAAGGCAUUAGCCAACAGCAAACGCCAAAUCUGGUAGCUCAGCUGCAACGCCAAAUGCCGAAUCAAGGGGGUAUGAUGGGGCAGCAGUACUCGCAUCAACCGCCGCCGUAUUAAGAUGAAAAAACCUCAUGAGAUUGCUUUCGGUUCCUUCAGUCGAAAUUGAGCAUGCGCUUCAUAUUGACAUAUAUUUAUUUUAUCAAUCAUAAUACUUGCUAAUAAUAACAAGAAAAUAAAAUAAUCAGAAUGGUGUAAA